AUGUCUUUCUUAGCGGGUUAUAGGAAAGAGGUGCUUGUUAGGGUCGCGACGGAGAUGGGGGAAACGUUGGAAGGGAACGAGACGAUAGUUAGAUUAAAAUCUAUCAUCACGGGAAGCGAGCAGUACGAUGAAAUAUUCGUGAAACAACUUGCUGAUCAGGAGAAAGAACAGGUCGCAGAAGCACGCGAACUUGAAUUAAAAGAGCAGGAAAGAUUACGCGAACUCGAGGAAAAAGAGCGAGAACGGCAGGAAAAAGAGCGAGAAAGGCAGGAAAAAGAGCAAGAACGGCAGUACGAACUCGAACAACGGCAGUACGAACUCGAACGGCUGAAAUUAGCUAAUCAGGCUACCUCGCGCGAAUCUUUAGGUAGUAGAGAUUCGGGAAACAGAAGUAGUAUCCGUAUCAGCCAUGUUAUGGAUAAAUUCAAAGGCGAAGGUGAGGAUAUUACCUUGUUUUUAAGUGUAUUUGAGGCGCAUGCUCGUCAGCUCGACAUUGCGCCGGUAGAAUGGGUCAGUCAAUUAAUGGGAUUGCUUCCCAAUGAAAUAAAUACAUGGUUAGUUGUAGGAUCAGAUUCUUCAGAGCAGGAUUAUAAUCAAAUCAAAACGCAGCUUUUGGAUAUGUACAAAUUCACGCCUGAAAAAUGUCGUCAGAUGUUUUGCAGUCAUGCAAAGGGUGCGAAAACUACAUGGAAUGUUUAUGCUCGCGAACUGACGAACUAUUGCCAGAAAUGGAUUUCAGGGUUGAAAGUUGAAACUUAUGAUCAAUUAUUAGAUUUGAUUGUCACCGAUCAGAUGAAACGGAAGGUGCCGGCGGACAUACGUGCCCAUUUCGUAGAUGUUUGGGGCGAGGUUUCGCAGUCCCAAGAUCUGGCGCGUAGGCUGGACACCUACGAAAACAAUAGGUCUAGUGCGUAUAGGAAAGAUUUUUCUAAGGUUAAUCACAAGGAGCCUGUGGGGGAACAAAAGUGGAAAAAGGUGACGGAGAGCGUGCCCUCCACUUCUAAGCCCGCAGCGCCCAAGGCAGAUAGGAACGCGGAAUUCGACAAGCCGCAGGAACGCACGUGCUAUUUAUGUAAAAAACCGGGGCACAUUAAGAAAUACUGCCCUCAGCUCAAAUCAAGCGAGAAAAUGUGUCACGUUGUCGACACCAGUGCGCAGGAAUUGUUGCUUCCUCACACGUUUUUCGGCACG
Molecule: messenger RNA, 1191 nt
Organism: Parasteatoda tepidariorum (common house spider)
Lineage: Eukaryota; Metazoa; Arthropoda; Arachnida; Araneae; Theridiidae
Source: RefSeq, a predicted model, not a curated record